AUGGAUGAAGUGCGCGAAAAGAUGAAGAAUUUUUUAAUUAAUGCCAGCGCAAGUGGCAUCGAGCUAAACAACUUCCUCGCCCACCGGACGGUUCCGGUCGGCCGCGGUGCCGAUGGGAGUGUCGUCGUGGAACCGUUGGCCAAAUUUGUGACCCUUCGCCUCUGGUUCCCCGGUACCACCACCACGGUUGGGGGGCAUCUCCGGAAGCGGCUGGCCGCAAGCCCACUGUCGGCCGCGCUUUCAACGAUCCUGUUGGCGCUGCUGCUGGCCAUCGCAACGGUCACCAUCGUCGGUGGAGGACGCAGCCGGCGGUUGCUGCACCAGCUUUCGUCAUUUGCAAAUGAAGAUUGCAUCGUAACCAUGCCGGCCGAGCUGCAAAAAGCCUUCCGUCCACCGGAAGAUUGCAGUUUCUGCGCCUCGGUACGCACCGUACCACGGCUGGCGCGCGUCAAUCCCGACGAGUUUGCGGCCAACUACGCGUACACCGGACGGCCCGUCAUCGUGACGGAUGCCACCGUCAACUGGACGGCACUGGAACGCUUCGACUACUGGUUCUUCAAGCGGCUCUACGAAACAUAUGGCACCGGACCGAGGGCGGAAAACUGUCAGUUUUUCCCGUACCAAACGGGACUGCGCACGAUCCAGCAGGCGCUCUCGCUAUCACCGGACCGCGUACGCUACGAACCAGGCACCGAACCGUGGUACUUUGGCUGGAGCAACUGUGAUCCGGCCAUCGUGCGGGAGCUGCGGGAACAUUACGGGCGGCCCUACUUUUUGCCACCCGAUUCCGAGAACAACGCGAUCGAUUGGGUCUUCAUGGGUGGGCCGGGGCUCGGUGCACACAUGCAUGUAGACAAUGUUCGGCUUCCCUCGUGGCAAUCGCAGCUAAAGGGUGCCAAGGAAUGGAUCCUAGCUCCACCACCCGAGUGUCUGUAUCAGUGCGAGUUCCUUUCGGUUGUUGUACAAACCGGGGAAACGAUUGUGUUGGACACCAACAAAUGGUAUCACAAAACGAAUGUCCUGCCCGGACCGAUCAGUAUCACCGUUGGGGCGGAGUACGAUUAAGCGCAUCCACCUUGAUCUCUACCAAAAAGCAAAAAC
This is a messenger RNA of Anopheles aquasalis, 1101 nucleotides long. RefSeq lists its product as uncharacterized. Lineage: Eukaryota; Metazoa; Arthropoda; Insecta; Diptera; Culicidae. The record is from RefSeq and is a predicted model, not a curated record. Gene Ontology annotation, molecular function: 2-oxoglutarate-dependent dioxygenase activity.